Messenger RNA from Temnothorax curvispinosus, 1460 nucleotides. RefSeq names its product pancreatic triacylglycerol lipase-like. The transcript is spliced from 7 exons. Lineage: Eukaryota; Metazoa; Arthropoda; Insecta; Hymenoptera; Formicidae. Gene Ontology annotation, biological process: lipid metabolic process. Gene Ontology annotation, molecular function: lipase activity. Bases 132 to 1133 code for a protein of 333 amino acids. The record is from RefSeq and is a predicted model, not a curated record.
AGACGCCUACUCUUAUCGUACUCCCGAGGAGCUGGUGGAGGAGCAAAAAGAAAGCGCGCGGGAUGAAUGACGGGCCCGACGUUAAGCCAAGUUAAAGUAGUAAUCCGGUGCAUCUCGCAGAGACGACUGGUAUGUCGCGCAGCGUCCCGCCCCGAGACAUGUCGCAGAUCGAGCUUCUCGUUCUUUCGACCGUCCUCCUCGCCUGGUCAGCGUACGCGUAUCCAGAGGGCACGCUGCUGAACGACAUCCCUGCGCGCACGUCAAUCGUCGAGACGGUGCUGGAACGCGAUCCGGCGACCUUUAAAUUGUACACCAGGGAAAACCCGUUCGGCGAAGAGCAAUUGUUCCUAAAUAAUACCGAGGUGCUGUACGCGUCGCACUUCAACGAGAGCCGACCGACCAAGUUCAUCGUUCACGGAUUCAGCGAUACCGGAAACGAAGGCUGGAUACGCGAUCUGAUAGACGCGUAUCUACUUUAUCAGGAUGUGAACGUGAUAGUCGUCGGUUGGGGAAUCUUGGCAUCCGAAGCCUACCCGGUGGCCGCUAAGAACACGCGUCUUGUCGGCGAAUACUUAGGCCAGUUCUUGGAUUUUUUAAAUCGGGACUCGAACCUGGAGUAUAAGGACGUGCACAUCAGUGGUCACAGCCUGGGUUCUUGUGUGGCUGGUUUCGCCGGGGCUUAUCACGACGGACGUGUCGGGAGAAUAACAGGACUGGAUCCUGCGAGCCCUCUGUUCGAGACCAUCUCCGGUAUCGUCGAUCCAGAAUACCGGCUGGAUCCAACCGAUGCUCAAUUCGUUGACGUGAUCCAUACCAGCGGUCCGGUGUUCGGAUUCUUGGCACCGUUAGGACAUGCCGAUUUUUAUCCCAACAACGGCAAGAUCCCGCAACCCGGAUGCUCUUUUAUGCCAACAAUAACUUACUGUAGUCAUUCGAGGGCGCAUCAGCUCAUGACCGAGAGCAUCGGCAGCACGGUGGGCUUCAAGGCAAGAAUGUGCGACAGCUGGGAAAAAUACAAGGAGCAACUUUGCGAUUACAAUCCGGUCGUACUGAUGGGCGAGUACGCCUCUACCUCGUUGCGUGGCAAAUUUUAUCUGUCGACCAAUGACGCUCCUCCCUUCGCACUACAGUGAACGUUUCGGCAUAUCGAUCCUGAUAGAUUUCUUGAAAAUUUGCGAACUCACGAUUAUGGCUCGAGCGGCGAUCGCGCAAUAAUCUGUACUAGUCAUUGAUAAGUUACUUUAUUUAUGAAAACUCUUCGAUUCUGAUUACGUACCCGAAUGUGCACGCAUCGUAUCAGAAUGUAUCCUUAAUAUACGUAAUGCUACAUUACAUUUAGAAAGAGUACAAAUUACAUUAAUUGAGAUUACGAUUUUUAAUCGUAUAUUCCUUUAUAACCAUGACAUUUUUCAAUCUUGACAAAUUUCCUGUGAUCUUUUCAAUAAAACUCCUGAAAUUUU